Aspergillus pseudonomiae is the source of this 2078-nucleotide messenger RNA. RefSeq names its product fructosyl amino acid oxidase fsqB (gene fmpA). Bases 457 to 1938 code for a protein of 493 amino acids. Gene Ontology annotation, molecular function: L-pipecolate oxidase activity; sarcosine oxidase activity; proline dehydrogenase activity. Lineage: Eukaryota; Fungi; Ascomycota; Eurotiomycetes; Eurotiales; Aspergillaceae. The transcript is spliced from 2 exons. The record is from RefSeq and is a predicted model, not a curated record.
UGGUAGUGGCUGGUGGUGCGUAGCCCUAACAUCUUUAGAGGCUAGCUAGACAUGGGGCUUCCUCUGUAGUGCCAGGCGCCUUAAAGGCUUGGUCGAGUUUUCAGAGGUGUUGUCCGGUACGGUCACCGAAAAGGCUGCGACACAGCGCUAUUAUUUGCUUGCUUACUAUCGGUCCGACAUAGCUGAUUGCUCUUGGCUUCCUUUUCAAGGCUGGGCCUAGUUGAAUGCUUCGUAUCGGUCCGUACGUGUGUUUUUCAAGGGGCAGUCUACUAUCUCAGCCGGUGCCUGAAAGUGAAUCCUGCAGUGCCCCCUGCUCCCAUCCACACUUGGCACGUAGUUUUAGUCAGUUUCAACGAGAAAGCCAUAGCCUAUAUCCCAGUCUACUUCAACAUUCAAAGUGUUACCAUCAAUUCAAGAACAGUCAACUGCUCAGUUUCAACUGGAUUAUGUACAAAUAUGGCUAUUCCACGACAGAUCAUCAUCGUCGGCUCGGGUGUCUUUGGCCUAUCCACGGCGUACUACAUGAGCCGAGACGCCACGUUUGCCAAAAGUAGUAUCAUCCUCCUGGAUGCCUGGGACUUUGAGCCGGACUCCCAAUCGACUUCCGUGCAUAAUCCUGGAGCAGCAAAUGCAGACACAUCGCGCAUCAUUCGUCGUGUCUAUCCACAAGGCCCAUACGCCGCGCUCGCAGAUGAAGCUGUGCAGCGCUGGCAUGCAGAGUGGGGCAGAGAUGGCAGAUAUGUCGAGCAGAGACUAUUAUUUGCUGCAGAAGGCUCUUCUAUUAGGUCUCCCCGACAGCGCGACGAGACCGUUAAUUAUAUCAAGGAUGCCUAUGAAACUAGCUGUGAGAUGACUCCUGGGGGUGCUGAGUCGUUGGAAAUCUGGGAUUCACUUGAUAGGAUACGUUCAGAGCUUCGGCCGUCUGGGAAGCCAUCUGGAAACGUUCGUAACGCGCAAGACAAGCAGCAGGAAAGGUCAUUGAGAGGGUUCAUCUCGAACGACUGCGGCUGGGCCAAUUCUGGGGCAGCCAUGGAGUGGUUACGACAAGAAGUGGUUCGCAUGGGUCGUGUCGAGCGUCGUGUCAGCGAAGUGCAGAAUUUGCUUUAUUCGAAUGAGGGAACCCGAGUCAACGGGGUCCGACUUCGAGACGGGGCAGAAAUUAUAGCUGAUCUGACGAUUGUUGCCGCAGGCUGUCACUCCGCACGCAUCCUGGGCGUGCCAGAAAUGUGUAGUGUCGAGAGCGCAGUCGUUGCAUACAUCCAGCUCUCCGAGGCUGAAAGCAAAGAACUCAAGAAACGAAACUGGCCGUUGAUGAUAAACACCCAUCGCGGAGUAUUUUGCGUUGGACCAGAUCACGACAACUGCUUAAAGUUGGGGCAGUGCUCAACCAUGAGCAAAAAGGAAAUCUUGAAAAGCGCUUCUCUCGCCGUUGGGCCGCAAACCCAUUUCUCAGAACCCGUCCAUCAGCCUGACUGGGAGAAUCCCAAGGUUGGCUGGGGGUGCAAUGUCAUGCUAUCUAGUCAAGGCGAUGUUGUGGACCCCGAGAGCGCUUCGAUCAACAAGACUUUGGCCGCUUUCCGUUUAUUCCUCCUGGAGCUACUUGGGCCGGUAGAUCUCGGAGGUUUUGACAUUUUGGAAUCAGAUGACGGCCUACUCAACAAUAUCGCCGUCCGACCAUUCGCUCGGGUGCAUAAGUGUUGGUACAAUGACACGCCGACAUAUGAUUUCGUAGUUGAUUAUCAUCCUUCGUAUGAUAGGAGUCUAUUUGUCGCCUCGGGAGGCUGUGAUCACGCGUUCAAAUUUCUACCGGUUUUGGGGGAAAAGGUGACGUCCAUACUCCUUCACCAUCUGGGCGUGUCUAGCUCUUCCACACCAGUAGAUUCUUCGAUAGAAGAGUUGUGCAAACUUUGGAAAUUUCCGGCGCAUCUCGUGCACUAAAACCUUAUCGGGUGCUCACAGAACGUGGAUAUGAAUCUCCAUCACCUGAAUUCGAGAUAGAGUCUAAAGUUCAAUUCGUUUAUUCAUAUCAAUGUUGGUUGCUGUAAACGUUUCAUUUCUUAGCAAGACGCCAUCUAGAC